CAUCUUCAAUCGUGCGUUUGCCAGCAUCUACAACGUGUAAUGUCAGAUCUACUUGCGGCAUCUUGAUAGGAAAUGUAUCAUUUUAAACCACGUACAAGCAAUUACAUUUCUGCAGGAAAUACGGCAUAUCUCGGGAAGGCAGAUUGGCCUCAUUGUUGUCUGUCAGGAAGCCGCUAUGAGUUUAGUUUUCCGUUGACCUCUUGACUUCCUGCCUAUCAUACACACGCAGUCACCAGAGUCUCCAACCGUCCACAACACGACUUACAGCUUCUUUGAACCUAUAUUCUAUUUGUCAAUAUGGCGGCUAAAGCAGUGUUUGAAAAUAUCACUGAUGCAACAAGGACGUUGAUACAGUAUCAAGACGCAAGAAAACAUGUUUCGACGUUUUAUGAAAGAUCAGCCCUAAAAAUACUGAGAAGAACUGGAUCUAUAUUCAUCAAGGGAAAAUCAGGCUCAGGAAAGUCCAACCUUGGUCUCAGGUUACUGGCGCAUAUCAACUCAGAAACUAAACGGACGCCUGUUGUAAUCACAUCUGCCUCUCAGUGGAAUACCAUUCCAAAGUCAGGAAAAGAAAACUAUAUUGUCAUGUUGGAUGAUAUAUUUGGUUCCAGCAGUAUGGUGCAAACACGUGUUGAUGAAUGGCUGGGAAAGUUCAAUACCAUGUGGCCAUUCAUAGAGACAGGAAGAAUCUUCAUAGUCUUAACAUCAAGGCCUGAGAUAUAUGACCAGUGUGCAAAACAACUAAACACAACCAUACUUAUGAGAAACAUGAAAUGUUUAACUCUGCACAAAGACGAGUUUAAGCUAAGAGAGAGUGAGAAGAGGAGAUUUUUGAAGUUGUUUUGUGGGAAGUCUGGUUUCACCAAGGAAGACGUCCAGGAGAUAGUAGAGAAAGCUGAGCCGCCCCUUGGGUUUCCACAAUGUUGCAAUUUCUUUGCCAUCAGCAGACGAGCACAAUCAAAUGGCAAACAUUUUUUCUUGAAACCGUAUGAGUUUAUCGCCCAAGAACUAGACAUCUUGGAAGAGAGCGACCCUUUUGGGUACUUUGUGUUGCUGCUUGUGAUGAUUCAUAAUGGUCGAUUGGGAUCAAAUGAGUUGGACUCCAUCCGACCAUCAGAGGACUUUCAUGAGGAUAUUGAAGUACUUGACCAUCAGUCAUUACGAGAAACAUGUUUCGUCCAGUUCUUGUUUCACAAAUGGUGCAAAGAUGUUGCUGUUUUGGAAGAGCUGUCUUAUUCACAGAGCAGCAUGUUUGAACUAAAUGACUAUAGAGAUGAAGCAUACACUACUGUCAUUGAGGGGCUAUUGAGGACGGGCUGCAAGAUCGACCCAGAAUCCCUCCUACUUUGUGCAGCAUGCCAUGCAACAGCAACAGCCAUGCGGUGUAUAUUUAAGCUUCUGCUCCAUUUUGAGGCAGACCCGCACAUCAAGGACUCCAAACGUCGUACUGUACUCCACCAUGCUGCAAAGGCAAGUAGCACCAGUAGCCUGGAACACCUCGUUACAUCAAAACUAGAUUUAAAUUCGGUUGAUGAAGAUGGAUGGACAGCAGUUCACUCGGCUGCGGAAUAUGGACGCAGAGACAACAUCAAAUUACUGUUGGACAACGGUGCUGAUCUGUACUUUCAGGACAAUCAAGGGAGAACAGCCCUCCAUGUUGGGUGUGAAGAAGGGCAUUGCCAAGCUGUCGAUUUACUUCUACAGACAAUGUCAAACCCGAACGUACUGGACGAAAGAAUGAGAUCGCCACUUCAUUUCGCUGCAAGAAGGGGAAGUAGCGACAAUGUGAAGCUCUUGCUAGACAAAGGAGCAAACCCUUUUGAGAAAGACCUGAAAGGGAGAAUACCACUUCAUCUAGCUGUCAAAACCAAUGAUAGUCAAUGUGUAAAGUUGUUGAUCGCUGCGAAAUCGGAUGUAUGUGCUGCUGAUAAAAAUGGCGACUCUCCUCUUCAUCUUGUAACCAGAAGGACUCCCAGCUCCAGCUUUGAACUGCUUCUUGAAAACGGUGCCAGUUCCAACAUUCAGAAUAAUGACGGAAACACGGCACUUCAUCUUGCAGUUUCCAGGGGAUUAAACAAAUACGUGAAAUGUCUUUUAGAAAACGGUUCAAAUCCAUGUGUACAGAACCACACAGAACAAACGCCAUUACAGGUUGUUACUAAAAGGGGGAAUCAGGACUGUGUCCGUCUUCUGUUACAAUAUGGCGCCAAUGCCUCUGUGUGUGAUACGUAAGGAAGAGGCCUUGAUCACUUAGAACUGAAGUCUUUACAACUUACAAGUUAAGUGCUUAAUAGACUCACUCACCUAAUGAAUACAGUAUGCUUGUUUGUAGCAUUGAUGAAAUUAACGAAAAUGCCUGAAAUAGUGACGUAUCUGUUUGACGUGAGACAAUAACUUCCCAUUGUAGCAUCAUGAACCCAUUGUAGAACUGUCAUAUUUUCAGCAGGGAGAUCAGGAGAUGAUGAACUUGUGGAACGUAGGCCAACAUUUCAAUAAUCUGUAUACAUAUGCAUGUGGAUAUAGCUCGACAUAAGAAGAUUGAUUCUAAGGAAAUUACAUCAAAUCACUUUUACUGUAUUUGUGUGUGUGUGUGUGUGUGUGUGUGUGCAUGUGUGUGCAUAU
Messenger RNA from Haliotis rubra (blacklip abalone), 2622 nucleotides. Its product is annotated as serine/threonine-protein phosphatase 6 regulatory ankyrin repeat subunit C-like. Gene Ontology annotation, molecular function: protein binding. The record is from RefSeq and is a predicted model, not a curated record. Bases 298 to 2232 code for a protein of 644 amino acids. Gene Ontology annotation, biological process: protein localization to ciliary inversin compartment. The transcript has 6 exons. Gene Ontology annotation, cellular component: ciliary inversin compartment. Lineage: Eukaryota; Metazoa; Mollusca; Gastropoda; Lepetellida; Haliotidae.